GGGCGGGGCCGGAAACGCAAUUGGCCAACCGCCAGCGUUUAUCUGUGUCCAGGCCACAGAGUCUGAAGCUGCAAAAAUGUCGCGUUUGCAUUCACAGCAAUAUCUUUUAUUAACUCCGUAGCUACAUUCUCACCCGAAAAACAUCCCAAUAGCGGCGGCUGCUGUUGGUAGCUGCAACAUUAAGUGAAACCACUCUAAUGUGAUGGCUGACGGACUGGGAGGAAUGGCUGAAGAAAUCAUGGCGUCUGAUUAGGCUGGCUGUGUGUUUGAGGUUCACAGUGUAGAAAUAAUGUACAGCAACAGGGAGCUGGUCGAGUUCUUUAUCAGCAACAGGCUGGCUCAGAGGAACUACCGAACCCAUCUGCUGAGGCCGCAAGGUGCUGCUGGAAGGACCGAAGACGACAAGGCCACCUCGGAGGCCAGCAAUGGUUUGCUGGUCAACAGCAGGGGUGUACAGCCCAGGACAUCUUGUCCUCCAGGGGCUGGAGUAGAGGCUGUAAAAUCAGCUCUUCGGGACUCUGCAAAUGAGUUUGAACUUCUCUUCACACAAGCUUUUAGUGACCUCUCCUCACAGCUUGACAUCACACCUGACACAGCCUACCACAGCUUUAAGAGCGUGAUGGACGAGGUGUUCAAGAAUGGAGUCAACUGGGGUCGUGUAGUGGGCCUGUUCGUCUUUGGCGGCGUACUUUGUGUUGAGUGCAUUGAGAAGGAUAUGAGCGAGCUUGUUCCCCGCAUCGCAGACUGGAUGACCAUGUACCUAGAUGAAAACAUCAGUGACUGGAUUGAAAGCCAAGGAGGAUGGGACUGCUUUGCUGAGCUUUUUGGGCAAGAUGCCAUGGCAGAAGCGAGGAGAUCUCGAGAGACCGUGAGGAGAUGGCUGCUAGUUGGAGUGGCGCUGCUAACAGGAGUGCUGGCUGGUGUGUUCAUCGCUAAGAAGCUGUGAAGUAUUUUUGGCGGUUAGACGAAGAUCCGAAGCGGCAUCAUGAGUCCCAGACAAAGGAAGGAGAAAGGGACAGGAGACAAGACGCUGGUCGUGUGGGUGCAGAGAUAGCAGAUGGCUGAUUAAGACCUCGGAUAAAGACCCCCCGGGACAACCCGGAUACAGUAGAGAUUGAAGAGGAGGAGGAAGGUUGCACGAUAAACUGAAAGCAGAGUGACAGAUUUACAGUGAACAUAGACUUGGGACUGAUUGGCUCAAAGCAGAUCAUUGGACAACAACAAGUUGAUAUUGAGAAAGAAGUGAUUUUGACAGCUCGUGGUCGAGCAGACGAGACUAGAGCAGCAGGAAUCGUCAAUAUUCACUGUACAAAAAUAUAGAUCGAAUGAAAAGAUCUUCCCUAAGCUCUAAUCCAGUUUUUGAAGAGACUCUCUCUCCAGACUGGAUGUGCUUUAAAUGAACCCGAUAAGCUAAAAAAGACCGAAAAACAGAUCGCAGCUGGUUUGGUGAGACUGCUUAUUUUUUAUUUUUUACUUUGUGUAUUAAGGACCAAUUUUUAUGACUUACAAACUGACAGCUGACAGAAUAUAUAAGUUAUAUUUCCUUUUCACUGUGUAAUGCUCAGCUCCUUGUGUUGGCUGUGCUGGAGUUUAAGGCAUGCUUAAAAAAAAUAAAUAUAUUUAUGUUUU
Messenger RNA from Mugil cephalus (flathead mullet), 1629 nucleotides. Its product is annotated as bcl-2-like protein 1. Gene Ontology annotation, molecular function: protein homodimerization activity; protein heterodimerization activity. Gene Ontology annotation, cellular component: mitochondrial outer membrane. The coding region runs from base 290 to 946 and encodes 218 amino acids. NCBI's taxonomy places the organism in Eukaryota, Metazoa, Chordata, Actinopteri, Mugiliformes, Mugilidae. The record is from RefSeq and is a predicted model, not a curated record. The transcript has 4 exons. Gene Ontology annotation, biological process: extrinsic apoptotic signaling pathway in absence of ligand; negative regulation of intrinsic apoptotic signaling pathway; intrinsic apoptotic signaling pathway in response to DNA damage.